CCCAGCCUCUGCCACCCGCCCGCCAUCCCAGCCCUGAGCAGCAACAGCCAUGUCCAACAACAUGGCCAAGAUCGCGGAGGCCCGGAAGACGGUGGAGCAGCUGAAGCUGGAGGUGAACAUCGACCGCAUGAAGGUGUCACAGGCCGCUGCCGAGCUCCUGGCUUUCUGCGAGACUCACGCCAAAGACGACCCGCUGGUGACGCCAGUACCCGCCGCAGAGAACCCCUUCCGCGACAAGCGCCUCUUUUGCGUCCUUCUCUGAGCUCUCCC
This is a messenger RNA of Hippopotamus amphibius kiboko, 270 nucleotides long. It is a transcript of the gene GNG8, whose product is annotated as G protein subunit gamma 8. Gene Ontology annotation, molecular function: G-protein beta-subunit binding. The record is from RefSeq and is a predicted model, not a curated record. The coding region runs from base 50 to 262 and encodes 70 amino acids. NCBI's taxonomy places the organism in Eukaryota, Metazoa, Chordata, Mammalia, Artiodactyla, Hippopotamidae. Gene Ontology annotation, biological process: G protein-coupled receptor signaling pathway. Gene Ontology annotation, cellular component: heterotrimeric G-protein complex. The transcript is spliced from 3 exons.